Dovyalis caffra is the source of this 1446-nucleotide messenger RNA. The record is from the annotation of a GenBank genome assembly. Lineage: Eukaryota; Viridiplantae; Streptophyta; Magnoliopsida; Malpighiales; Salicaceae.
AUGAGUCACAGGGACAAUACUGAAGAUGCAAGAGAUCAGCUUAAGAAACCUUUCCUCCAUACAGGGAGUUGGUAUAAAAUGAGCUCAACGCAGUCCGGCAUGAUGAGCUCCUCUGCUCAGAUGCUCCGUGAUGGUGCUGUUUCUGUUGUCCUUUGUGUCCUCAUUGUCGCUUUAGGCCCCAUCCAAUUCGGGUUCACGUGUGGUUAUUCUUCACCGACACAAGCAGAAAUCAUUAGCGAUCUUAAUCUUUCUAUUUCAGAGUUUUCGAUGUUUGGUUCAUUAUCAAAUGUGGGUGCUAUGGUUGGUGCUAUAAUAAGUGGCCAACUUGCAGAAUAUAUUGGUCGUAAAGGGUCUUUGAUUGUUGCUGCGGUGCCUAAUAUAAUUGGAUGGCUAAGCAUAUCUUUUGCUAAUGAUUCAUCAUUUUUGUUCAUGGGAAGGUUGUUGGAAGGGUUUGGUGUCGGUAUAAUCUCAUACACGGUACCUGUGUAUAUAGCUGAGAUAGCGCCUCAGAACAUGAGAGGAAGUCUUGGAUCGGUUAACCAGGCCAAAAUGGGGAUGAUGGAAGAUUUUGAAGCCUCUUUGCAAGUUUUACGAGGAUAUGAUACUGACAUUACUGAUGAAGUGAAUGAAAUCAGGAGCUCUGUUGCAUCUUCAAGCAAAAGAACUACCAUUCAGUUUGCAGAUCUCAAGCGAAGAAGAUAUUGGUUUCCUUUGAUGAACCCAAAUGUUGAUACUGAUACUGGUGGGUAUGCUGCAGGAAUUUCCUCAAGCAAUCUUGCUACGUUUGGACUUGGAGCUAUUCAGGUCGUAGCCACUGGUAUCUGUUCGUUGUUGAUGGAUAAAGCUGGGCGCAGAUUGCUGCUUAUUAUAUCUACAACUGGAAUUACUCUUAGCUUGCUUCUGGUUGCCAUUGCUUUUUAUAUGCAGGGCAUUUUACCACAAGAUUCUGAUUUGUAUCACAUGAUGGGAAUUCUGUCACUUGCAGGGCUUGUGGCUGUGGUAAUUUUCUUCUCAGCAGGACUUGGAGCUAUUCCUUGGAUCAUAAUGUCUGAGCCUACUGUUCUUCAAGCUCUAAAAUCCCUUUUCAAGACUGCAAUGUUUGUGAUGAGGCAUCUGGGCAUUCACGAACUCAAUAAAGUGAUGGCUUUAAGAGUUAGGAAAACAAAAGGCUUAGGAAAUAGCCUGGUGUCUUAUAUCAUGCAUGCAGUUGUGCAUUAUAUGAUUCUCCACCAUCAGCUUCCAGUGGAGGGGUAUGAUUUUUCUCUUAACCCCUCCACCCGUUCAAUGUUGGUUGUAGAAUAUUCUCCCAGCGAACAUCAAGGGCGUUGCUGGCAGCGUUGCAACUUUGGCAAAUUGGCUUUCAUCCUGGAUUGUAACAAUGACCGCAAACUUGCUCAUGAGUUGGAGCAGUGCAGGUCUCCUUCUCCCUCCCUCUUUCUUGCGUAG